Molecule: messenger RNA, 1755 nt
Organism: Seriola dumerili (greater amberjack)
Lineage: Eukaryota; Metazoa; Chordata; Actinopteri; Carangiformes; Carangidae
Gene: rfx5
Product: DNA-binding protein RFX5-like
Exons: 12
Coding region: 1-1755 (584 amino acids)
Biological process (GO): regulation of transcription by RNA polymerase II
Molecular function (GO): RNA polymerase II cis-regulatory region sequence-specific DNA binding; DNA-binding transcription factor activity, RNA polymerase II-specific
Source: RefSeq, a predicted model, not a curated record
AUGUCGGAGGACCAGCGGCACCCACGGGCUGAAGCCUCCCGUCGGGGGGAGGGCAGUCUGGAGGCAGGGGAGGGCGACACUGAGCCCAGCAUGCUCCUACAGAAACUCAAGAACAACAUCUCUAAGAGUGUUCAGACCAAAGUGGAUCAGAUCCUGCAAGACGUUCAGCGUUUCUCUGACAAUGACAAGCUGUACCUGUACCUCCAGCUGCCCUCCGGACCCAGCUCUGGAGACAAGAGUGGUGGUGACUCCAGCUCCUUCAACACUGCCGACCAGCUUCACACCUGUAAUUGGAUCCGCAGUCACCUGGAAGAACACUCAGACACCUGCCUGCCCAAACAGGACGUCUAUGAGACAUACAAGAGAUACUGCGAGAACCUGCAGCAUCGUCCUCUGAGCGCCGCCAACUUCGGGAAGAUCAUCAGAGACAUUUUCCCCAACAUCAAAGCCCGGCGGCUUGGAGGCAGAGGACAGUCCAAGUACUGUUACAGCGGCAUCAGGAGAAAGACAGUCCUCAACAUGCCUCUGCUGCCCAACCUGGACCUGAAGAAUGACCCGGCGGAGCUGACCGAGCUGGUCCAGACCUACAAACAGGAAGUGACAGAAGCGGCAUGCGAGCUGAUCUGUGAUUGGGCACAGAAGAUCCUGAAGCGUUCCUUCGACACGGUGGUGGAGAUCGCUCGUUACCUGAUCCAGGAACACAUUGUCAACCCUCGCUGCAGCCAGGCCGAGCUGGUCACCUCCGCAGCACUCGCAGGAGGUCCGGCCAAACCCCACAAGGUCAUCAAGAAGACGCCGGUCAUCUCUAAAGCUGAGGGUGAUGGAGCUGCAGAUCAGAAGAAGGAACUCGGAGACUCAUCCACCUUGUCUUCACUGAAGCCAUCAUCUGGAGACAAAUCAUCAGCAGCCAAACCCUCCGCCCUGGACACUCCUCCCUCUUCCUCCUCUUCCUCACUGCGCCCUGCGGUGGAGGCCUUCAUGAAGCAGUUACCCAGAAUCCUCCCUCGGAGCUCCAUCCCUGAUAAGACUCAGCUCUCGGUCCGCUCCUCUCCGCCCUCGCUGGCACCCAAAGACGCCUCAGGUGUCAUUGCCAUGGCGACACUGCCCCAGCAGCAGGGCGGGCCAGUCCCAUUGAUGAUCCUGCCUCAGAGCUGCCUGUCCUACGAGAGGGAGAAAGUGGCGCCACCUCCACCACCACCUCCUCCUCCUCAGCAGCAUCACGCCCCAGCAGCCCCCACCUCUGUGGUCCAGAAGGUACGAGGGAAUGCCAACAAGCGCCCCCUGGAGGUGGUGACAUCAGGUGGUGCAUCAGGUGUGUCCAGUGGCUCAGCUGCCAACGCUCCUCCGGUGAAACGAAAACGUGGACGACCGAGAAAACCUAGGCCGGAGGACGCCUUGCCUGCUCCUCCACCUCCUCCUGCUGCUGCUCUUCCUCCUCCGCCCCCACCUCCUGCACCUCCUUCACACCCUCCCAUCAUCACCUCGCUGACUGGCGGUGUCAUCCAGAAAGCCUCUUCCUCCGCGUCCUCCUCCUCGCAGCCAGUACUGGAGCUGGUGAUUCAGGACCAGUCUGGGCUGGUUCUGAGUCAGCUGCCGGCGGUGUCAGAGCACCGCGGGGUGGUGGUGCAGUGUCAGCCGAGCGGGGCAGCAGAACCAGACCGCCACAGCCGGCAGCUGCUGCUGCUCCAGAGUCCAGGGAACCCCAGCUGGGAGCUGGCUGCGUCGGGUCGGACCCCAAAGGUGGAGCCUCCGUAA